GAACGUUUUCGAAUAUUCUCAUAGAAACCACCAUGAAUUUAUAAGCGAAAUAUCACCGUCGAUCGAUUCUGUUCAUAGAAUAUAGGACUUAAAGUUUUGUUUAUUUGAUUUGAUAGUUUCGUGAAAUUUUAAGUAAAAACAAAAUGGAUAAAAUUAGUUCAAUUAUAACGGACGGUCGCGAACAAAUCCGAACAAAAGAGCCCGGUUUUUUGGUUAAAACUCAUUGUAAACGUGAAAAAUCUAAAUUUUUCAUCAAUGUUUGUCAUUCACCUGUGAUAUCAGCACCAACUUUACUAUUGGAUGAAAAAGAUCUUCAUGAUCUGAUUGCUCAUGAAAAUUAUGAUGAACUAUCAAAAUUUACCAUACCAUUAGUAUUGGAACGUUUAGAAUCGACAAAAGACAAGAAAAAUGAAACGGCCAAAAUGACACAUGUUAUUAUUAACAGUCGAUUUUAUGAACAAAAAAUUCGAUCAUCAGAAAUUUAUAAAAAUUAUCUUGUCUAUGUUAUAAUCGAAACGGUGAAUGCAAAAUUUAAUAUCCAUUUGGACAAUACCGGAUUUGUUUUAUUGAAAAAUCGAAAAUUUCAGCUAGCCGAUUCGAAACAAGAAUUUCCAAAAUUUAUCGAUUCUUACAUACCGCCCAAUAUACUGAAUCGACCAUCAAUUGAAGAUGAUGAUAUACUUACACGAUUGGAUGAAAAAUUGACUAUUGAUACGAAUCAAACUGUAGGACAUGUUACAGAUGAUGAUCAUGAUCCUGAUCAUGAAAAACUAAAUAAAAAUCUAAUUAUUAUGCUCGAUAUAGUCAAGGAAACUAUAAAGAUUAAAAUGAAAUUGGAACGACUUGGAAUUCAUUUAAAAAUGAAUGAUGAUCAUGUUAUCAUUUUUGAUUCUGCAAAUAAUAAUAAUGUAAUCCUACGAGAAUUUUAUCUACCAAUUCGAAUCCGACCAGAAAAGGCUAAAGCUUCAAUUUCAUCAUCAAUUUUAUCAAUCGAAUGUCCAGUAGUUUCUUUGUGAUAAUUUGAAUUUUUUUUUAU
Molecule: messenger RNA, 1036 nt
Organism: Dermatophagoides pteronyssinus (European house dust mite)
Lineage: Eukaryota; Metazoa; Arthropoda; Arachnida; Sarcoptiformes; Pyroglyphidae
Biological process (GO): box C/D snoRNP assembly; rRNA processing
Cellular component (GO): R2TP complex; ribonucleoprotein complex; cytoplasm
Source: RefSeq, a predicted model, not a curated record